Messenger RNA from Patella vulgata (common limpet), 1094 nucleotides. Its product is annotated as calmodulin-like protein 5. The record is from RefSeq and is a predicted model, not a curated record. Lineage: Eukaryota; Metazoa; Mollusca; Gastropoda; Patellidae. The transcript is spliced from 4 exons. The coding region runs from base 120 to 791 and encodes 223 amino acids. Gene Ontology annotation, molecular function: calcium ion binding.
AGGAACCCAGAUCGAGGUUCUUUCUUAAUGUAAUUUUCUCUUUUGGCAGUGUUGUUAAACAUAACGCCAUUUUGCUACCGUGAAGCAGACGUGAAUAAUUUCCAACACAAUUCUUUAAAAUGGCCGGUGACUGGGCUCAACUCCAAUGGGAGAAGUUUGGACUGCAGUUUGAUGAGGUGGAUGCCGAUAAAAAUGGCAGUUUAAGUUUGUGUGAAGUGGAACAAGUUUUAAUUAAAUCUGGAUUCAAUGGAGAUGCAGAGACUGUCAAGUUGAUAUUCAAGAAUCUUGAUACCGAUGGAGAUAAGAAAAUAUCUAAACAGGAAUUUCAAGCUUCUGUUAAAGAACUACCCAAGAUAGAAAUGCAGGAGAUGUCUUUGCGACGUGCUUUUAAAAUGAUGGAUACAGACAAUAGUGGAUUUCUAACCAAAAGAGAAAUUAUUGAUGCUGUCAAGACGCUGCCUGGGUUAGAUGUCUCGGCUGAAAAGCUGGCUGAUCUUCUCAUUUUCCAAGUUACAGAUAAAGACAAGAAAAUCAGCUUUGACGAAUUUCUACACGUGUUCGGUAUCGAGGCUGCUAGCGCCCACAUGAGAGAGGUCUUUAAAAAGAUCGACAAAGACAACAGCGGAUUCUUAUCCAAACAGGAAAUCAUCGACAGUAUCGCUGCCGACUCGGAGUUAAAUUUGAAGGCGAAGAAAAUCUCUCCUCUUCUCAUUCACUUCAGUAAAAAUAAGGGAACAGAUAAAAUAAAUUAUGAUGAAUUUAUUACUUUGUAUACAACCGAAAAACCUUAAAUUAAAAAUGUUCUGUCAUAUUUUUAAACGAUAAAGGAUGAAUUCUUUUCAAAUACGUGAAUGUAAUCUUUUGGUAGUAAAUAUUAGAAAAAAAGUUGAAAAAGAAUGAAAUGACAAAUUUGGACAUUUUAAAAAAUGAUUCCUAAACAUAAAACUCGCCGAAAUAUUACAAGUUAUUAAAAUUCUAUGAACACACAAUUUUAUAUUUAAGUAUUGUUUAUAAUUUCGAAUUUAUAAAGGAAAUUAAAACCAGGUAAUUUUGUAAAGGUAAUUUGUAACUAUGGUUACCUGUAUUUUGAUCAA